Cylicostephanus goldi is the source of this 468-nucleotide messenger RNA. The record is from the annotation of a GenBank genome assembly. NCBI's taxonomy places the organism in Eukaryota, Metazoa, Nematoda, Chromadorea, Rhabditida, Strongylidae.
AUGGCUGCUGAGAAAAAGCAGCGCGAAGAAAGAGAAGGAAAAGGACAACCACUAUUUGUCUUUGGAUCAAAGAUAUCUGACAGAGUUGUCAAGGAGAAUCCGCCGGCAUCCUCCAAUGGUAAGGCAGCUGAGGGAGAUUCUGAAGAUAAACCUAGGACUGCUGAAGAAUUGUUUAAAAAUGCUGCUCAACAAGAUUAUCCGGAAAACAUUCAGCAAGAACGGCAUGACUUUAUUGCUGAGGCCAAGGAAGCGGCGGAAAAGAAGAAGGAGCAUGAUAAGCCUAGCACAAGCGUAGUCACAGUCAUGACUGGGGAGGAGAACGACAUCAAUAUAUUCCAGACUGCUUGCAAACUACAUUCGUUUGAUAAAGAUAAGAAGACGUGGGUAGAGAAAGGGCUCUCUCAGAUUCGCAUCAAUCAAAGAAAUGAAGAUGGAGAGGUGCACCAUCGUAUUGGUGUGUUUAAUUAG